This is a messenger RNA of Lasiosphaeria miniovina, 1098 nucleotides long. RefSeq names its product hemolysin-III related-domain-containing protein. Bases 1 to 1098 code for a protein of 365 amino acids. Gene Ontology annotation, biological process: intracellular zinc ion homeostasis. Lineage: Eukaryota; Fungi; Ascomycota; Sordariomycetes; Sordariales; Lasiosphaeriaceae. Gene Ontology annotation, cellular component: membrane. The record is from RefSeq and is a predicted model, not a curated record. Gene Ontology annotation, molecular function: signaling receptor activity. The transcript has 4 exons.
AUGGCUGUCACCCUCGUCGUCAUCAUCAAGCUCUCCCGUACCCCGCCAUUCGAGCUCCGACGUGGCUGCACAAAGCACCCGUCGCUGCUCCCGGAGGUGUCCGAAGCCGCAAUGGUCAUGACGCUCCCGGCAUCGCCAGCAUCCAGUCUGCGCGGACACUCGCGGUCCGACUCGUCCUCGCCUUACCGCGGACAGCACAAAGCCGACCCCCCCACCAUGGCCGACAAGAACCGGCUGCUCUCGCAGAAGCAAGUGCCGUCGUGGUACAGCGAGCCCUUCAUCCACGGCGGCUACCGGCCCAUCACCGAAUCGGCGGCCUUCUGCCUGCGCAGCCUGACGUACCUGCACAACGAGACGGUCAACAUCUUCUCGCACCUCGUGCCGGCCGCUGUGGCCCUGGCCCUGGCCAGCCUGGUGCCGUGGUACUUUGGAGCCCAGUUCCCGCGCGCCGCCGCCGCCGACCGUCUUGUUUUCCAGCUGUAUCUGCUCGGCUCCGUGUGCUGCUUCGCCGCCUCGGCCCUCUUCCACACCCUCCUCUGCCACUCGGAGCGCUACCGCGACCUCUGGGUGCGCGUGGAUUAUGCGGCUAUCCUCGCCCAGACUCUCGGGUGCUUUGUCUCGGGGAUUUACUUCAGUUUCUAUUGCGAGCCGCAUCUGCAGCGCCUGUACUGGGCCAUGAUCGGGACGUUGACGUCGAUGUCGGCCUUCGUCGUCCUGAACCCUCGGUUCCAGAGCAGGGAGUGGCGCCCGCUGCGCGUCGGCAGCUUCGUGGCCACGGGCCUGUCGGCGUUCGCGCCCAUCACCCACGCCGCCGUCAUCUUCCCCUACGCCCAGCUCGACCAGCAGGCCGGCCUGCGCUACUACUACCUCGAGGGCGUGCUGCUGCUCAUCGGCACAUUCCACUACAUGUCCCACCUGCCCGAGGCGUGGCGGCCGGGCGCGUUCGACAUCUGGGGGUCGUCGCACCAGGUGUUCCACGUGCUGGUCGUGCUGUCGGCCCUGGCCCACCUGUGCGGCAUUCUGUCGGCGUUUCGCUGGAACUAUGAGAACCCGCGAUGCCCGAGCCCGCAUGUUGUCUGGGGGCUGGGGGGUUUUUGA